ACUCGUGGCGCCACAAGCUCAUUCACUGUGUAGGUCCCGUUUCCCUCUGUGCGGCGGCCGGCGGGACCAUAAGGGCUUAACUCAUAUAUUUAACCCCCCUCCAAAAAGGUUUGAAAGUAUUCUUGAAGGGCUGUUUGGACCUGCAUUUUUAAAAGAUCUCAGUUUAUUUAAAGACUGUGAACCUGAAAGCAUUUCUGAUUGGACUUUUGAUGAAAAUUGUCUAUUCUGUUGCUUGAGAAGAGAUAAAGUAAAGGGACACUUAGUCGGUCUGGAUGAACCAGCUUCGGGAGCUGGGCAGGAAGCUCUGCUUAAACAAGAGCAAGCAAAAAUCAUUCGAUUCGAGAGACAAGCAGAAGAGUUCCUCAAUGCAGUCUUUUAUAGAAAAGACAGUCCCUGGGUCUCCGACCCCAAUAUUCCCCUAGUGGCCCGUGAGAUCAUGCAGCGAAUGAUCCAACAAUUUGCUGCUGAAUAUACCUCAAAAAAUAGCUCUACUCAGGACCCCAGCCAGCCCAAUAGCACAAAGAACCAAAGCCUGCCGAAAGCAUCUCCAGUCACCACCUCUCCCACGGCUGCAACUACUCAGAACCCUGUGCUCAGCAAACUUCUCAUGGCUGACCAAGACUCACCUCUGGACCUUACUGUCAGAAAGUCUCAGUCAGAACCUAGCGAACAAGACGGUGUACUUGAUCUGUCCACUAAGAAAAGUCCAUGUGCUGGCAGCACUUCCCUGAGCCAUUCUCCAGGCUGCUCCAGUACUCAAGGGAACGGUGAGAACUCAACAGAAGCAAUAGCAGUAGAUUCUAACAAUCAGUCGAAGUCCCCCCUGGAGAAGUUCAUGGUCAAACUGUGCACUCAUCAUCAGAAGCAGUUCAUUCGUGUUCUGAACGAUCUGUACACUGAAUCUCAGCCGGACACCGAGGACUUGCGACCUUCUGACUCCGGGGCAAUGGAUGCAUCCUCUUGCAAUGCUGGCUGUGCCCAGCUCGGCACCAGACAUAAGGAAAACGAUGCUCUGUGUCUCGAUAUGAAGUCUCCUCCUAUAGAUUUGACAGUAGAUGCAUCAGGCUCUCACAGUCCUCUACAUGUGUCAGAAAAGGCCCUGAAGGAGCCUCCUCCUGAGACAAACUCUGUAGAUGGAAGACAGAAUGCCUUGACUGUUAUCCAGAAAGAUUGCUCUGAACUUCCAACCACUAAACCUAAUUCUGGAAGUUCAACAGAUAGUUCCACUCUGGGAUACCUCAGUACAUCUAAUUCUUCCUUGUUCAGCUUCCAUCACAUCUCUAAGAGCUUGGAGGGGCAAACCACUGGACAGGAGCAAGACACCAAUGUGAAAGUAUGUGAGGAUGGUAAAGACCAUACGCAGAGUACAGCUUUAGUAGAAAGUCUAAGUGCAGCAACUGAGAACAGUGAGGAGAACAGCAGCUGUAUUGUUUCUCCAAGAAAUUCAUUCAGAGCUUUAUCAGAAGAGGCUUGGGACUCAGGGUUUACAGGGAAUUCAUCUAGAACUGCUGACAAAGAAAAUACUUUACAGUGUAGCUCAAAUACACCUGUGCACCAGGAUUCAGGGGCAAGUGACCAAGAUUCAAGGCCAAAGCAAGAGAACCAUCUUCACUCACUAGGAAGAAACAAGGUGGGCUACCAUUUGCAUCCCAGUGAAAAAGGCCAGUUUGAUCAUUCCAAAGAUGAUUGGUUAGCCCCCAGCCCCAUGCCAGUGGUGCACAAAGCACCCAGUGGACACUCGAGAACCAAGAUGUUACCAGCCUCCAUCAAGACAGCUCGGAAGAGUAAAAGGGCUUCAGGGCUGAGGAUAAAUGAUUAUGAUAACCAGUGUGAUGUUGUUUAUAUCAGUCAGCCAAUAACAGAAUGCCACUUUGAGAAUCAAAGAUCAAUGUUGUCUUCUCGGAAAACAGCCAGAAAGAGUACUCGAGGGUACUUUUUCAAUGGUGAUUGUUGCGAACUGCCGACUGUUCGCACACUAGCCAGAAACUUACACUCCCAAGAAAAACCGAGCUGCUCAAUACUGGCAUCAGAGACAGUGGUCACUCCCAAGCAGCCCCUCAUUAUUUCAGCUCCGAGACCUACGGUAGAUGUGCAGCUACCCACAGAGGAGAACGCUGAAGAGCCUAGUGAAGAAAUAACCUCCCCCACAGAAGGAGACAGAGAUGCUUCAUCUGAAAAGGAAUCUCAGGAGGCUGAGGUUUGCCCCACGGUGAUUCCGUCCGAUCCACCCAACUCCCCGAGAGCAGAGGAAGCUACAGCCUCCAGCCUGGUGUGGCCUCUCCCGGCUCACCUUCCUGAAGAGGACGUGCCUGAAGGCAGCUCUGUGGCCUCUGUGCCCACAGCAAGUGGGAUAGCUUCCCCUGAACAAGACCAGCACCCAGUCGAACUGCCGGAUGCAAAGGGGGUGAGUGAGCCCGAAGACGGUCACCUGGUUCCCGCUACUGAGAGCAUUUCUGAGGGAGGCAGCGAAGAUGUUUGUAGGCCUCCUCCUUCUCCCGAAACAGUCAGUGGGGUGGAAAGUCCUCUGUGCUCAGAAAAUCAAAGCCCCCCCGUGAGCUUGGAGCCUCCCAUGAGCCCAGGAAAGGCUGAGGACAAACAGAACGUUAGUACUGAGGCCGAGACUGAGGACGCUCAGGAGCUACACACUGACCCGCUCUCAAAGGAAAGCAGCACCUUGACUGAGGAAAACCCCAAUGAAACUGAGGAGAGUGAGGCGGCAGAUGGUACAGGAAAAGUACAGGAAGAGGACAGUGAUAGAAAACAUCCUUCAGGAAAAGGUACGUGCGAACAGAACAUUGACUCACCCGAAGAGAACUCAGACAAGAAGAAAAAAGGUAAAAAAUUCCCUGAGGCCUCUGAUAGGUGCCUAAGAAGUCAACUUUCAGAUUCUUCCUCUGCCGAUAAGGGCCUAAGAAAUCAAAGUUUAGACUCUUCCUCUGCUUGCCCUGAGGUCAAGGUUUCUAAAAAUGCUGGUGCAAAACGUUCUAAAAAAGAAGAGUACCCUGGUGUGACAACACCUGAGGGCCUUCUGACCGAGGGUCUCCAUCCAAAAGCUCUGGAGGACACCGAAAACCCAAAUGUCAAUGAAAUUCCCUCUGAGAAGGAUGCUGAGCAGGAGGGCGAAGGAGGUGGGAUCAUCACCAGGCAAACUUUUAAAAACUUGCUGGCUAAAGAGGUCAAAGGGGAAGAAGGAGACAUUUCCCCCAGCAGUGACCCUAUAAUCACAGUUGGCCAGCCCCUGCCUGGAGAGAGACUGGAAAUCUAUGUCCAGUCUAAGUUAGGUGAGACAAAUGGUCAUGACCCCUUAGAAAGCGUUCCAUGUACUUUCCCAGAGCAGUCAGAAGAGAAGCCAGGACCUGUUCCUGCAGAUGUGGAGGAGGUUGUAAACGAGGUGGACAGUACGAACGCCCAGCAUAAAGAUGAUGAGAGUGACGGGCCAUCCAGCACGCUCGGGCCAUCCAGCGCGCUCGGGUCGUCAGGUAGUGGGAGUGGCGAAGCUGCUGGGCCCCCAAAAUGGGUACCAAGGCUCACGAGACUGACCUCUUUGACCUACAACCUAAGACAUGCUCAUUCUCUGGACUCCUUGGAAAAUACAAAAGUAACUUCAGAAAAGGAAGCAGCACAAGAAAACGCAACACCAAAGGGUGAUGAAGCUUUGGAGAGUGAAGAUCCCGUAGAGGAGGAGGAUAGGGAAGCGGUGGUCGACGACCAGCCAAAGUUUAUGGAAUGGUGUGCUGAGGAGGAGAACCAGGAACUCAUCGCCAACUUCAAUGCCCAAUACAUGAAAGUUCAGAAGGGCUGGAUCCAGCUGGAGAAAGAAGGCCAGCCAACACCAAGAGCAAGGAACAAGUCGGACAAACUGAAGGAGAUUUGGAAAAGCAAGAAAAGGUCACGGAAAUGUAAGGGUUCAUUGGAAGCUCAAAAGUUUUCUCCUGUUCAGAUGCUGUUUAUGACAAACUUUAAAUUAUCUAAUGUUUGUAAGUGGUUCUUAGAGACAACUGAAACCCGGUCUCUGGUCAUCGUGAAGAAGCUCAAUACUCGUCUUCCAGGCGACACCCCACCUGUCAAGCAUCCGCUUCAGAAGUACUCACCUUCCAGCCUGUACCCCAGUUCACUACAGGCUGAACGCUUAAAAAAACACUUGAAGAAAUUUCCUGGAGCUACUCCUGCUAAAAACAACUGGAAAACGCAGAAGCUCUGGGCUAAAUUUCGAGAGAAUCCCGACCAAGUGGAGCCAGAGAAUGGCAGUGACAUCAGCCUGGGCCCCAGUUCUGAAGACAGCAAAGAGGAAGUUGGGGAAGGUAGAAAUAGCCAUCCUCUCACAAGCUCACCCACUCCAGCCAGUACCCGGAUCCUUAGAAAAUAUUCCAAUAUCCGAGGAAAGCUCAGAGCCCAGCAGCGCUUGAUGAAGAAUGAGAAGAAGGAAAGCCCUUUUGGUGUGGCUGUGGAAGGUAAACAGAGUUGUAAAAGUGUAUGCAUCAACCCUCUGAUGUCCCCCAAACUUGCCCUGCGAGUGGAUGCCAAUGGGUUUCCCAUUAAGCCCAAGAGAACUGAUGGAACGAAGGGAAGGAAAGCGAAGCAGACGUCUGAAAUCUUGCCGAAAGCAGAAGUUCAGAAUAAACGCAAGAGGGCCGAAGGCAGCAGCACUCAGGACAGGAAGGACAAGGGACCCACAAUGAAAGCCAGCAAAGAAAAGCAUGUUGAUGGAGCCACCAAAACCCCUGCUGCCAAGAAGCCAGCCGCAAGGGACCGAGUCAGCCAACUGCCCAAAAAGACAUCUUUGAAAGAGAAUAAAGUGAAGAUCCCUAAAAAGUCCUCUGGGAAGAGCUGCCCUCCCUCCAGGAAAGAAAAAGAGAAUAUAAACAAAAGACCUACCCAACCCACCACCUCGGAGGCAGUGACGAAACCUGCAAGGCAAAAAGGGGCAAGCGAAUCCUCUUCAAGGUCACAGAAAGCCACAAACAGGAAGCAGAGCAAUGGAAAGGCUCGGGCCAGACCCUUGAAAACCCCAGAGAACAGUGCAGCCCAGAGAAAGCGAAAGCUGAAGGCAAAGCUGGACUCGUCCCACAGCAAACGGAGGCGGCUGGAUGCAAAGUGAUCCGAAGGGUGGUAGCCAAGAGUAAAACUGUUCUAUAGAAGUAACCCUUUAUUUUGCAUUAACUAAAUCCGCUUUUAUACGCUUAUCAAGCCUUUCAAAUCUGCAGUUAAUGGAGAACACCACAAUUUAAGAUGUCAGAAAGUGCAUCUCAGAUGGAGAAGGGAACUUGCAGAGUCUUUCUCUGAGGCUGAGUAAGGGAAGUUAUAUAUUAUAUUCUGGUUGUUCCUUGGGUUUUAAACUUGGAACCAAGCAGUUUUAGUUUUUAAAAGUACAGUGCCUUAUUUAUCCUUUUUGUGUUUAAAAUUUACAAAAGCUAAAAAGCUGAUUUAUGUGAUAAAGGCUUGUAUUUUAUACUUGAUGCACAAGCACUUGUACUGUAGCCGAGAAGACCACCAUCAUGCACAUAAAAGUAGCUUUCCAGCAGCUCCCUGCAGCGUCUGUGCACGAGCAGAUGCUCCUCUGUGCAAACCCAGCAGUGAACUUCCCUCUCUGUCUGGUUUGUUUGUCUAAAUGAUAUUUGAAAGCUAAACCAAAUCAUUUUUAUGGUAUGUAGAGAAUACAGAGGGCAUUUAUAAUUGUUGUAAAAGAUUAAUAUUUCUGUUAACCCUUUUUUAAAAA
Molecule: messenger RNA, 5716 nt
Organism: Molossus molossus (Pallas's mastiff bat)
Lineage: Eukaryota; Metazoa; Chordata; Mammalia; Chiroptera; Molossidae
Gene: LCOR
Product: ligand dependent nuclear receptor corepressor
Exons: 8
Coding region: 437-5098 (1553 amino acids)
Source: RefSeq, a predicted model, not a curated record